Triticum turgidum subsp. durum (durum wheat) is the source of this 312-nucleotide messenger RNA. The record is from the annotation of a GenBank genome assembly. Lineage: Eukaryota; Viridiplantae; Streptophyta; Magnoliopsida; Poales; Poaceae.
AUGGAAUGGGCAACCCAGAAAGGAUGGACACAAUCCAUGAUGCAAAUUCUCUGUUCAGUUGUUGGCAAGACGGAAGUUGCAGACCACAUGUUCUGGUCUUUGGAAGAACAUUCAUAUGACGUGCAGACAGGGCUGGAGUUUCCAUCUGCAGUUCACCUGGCUGAUUCUGCAGGUGCAGGUGACCUUGUUGAUCCGAAUGUAACCAUAGCCGCCAUUUCUCCCCAGCCUUAUGCCGCUGCCGAACCUGAACUCAUAGAGCCCGUCAUGGUGAUCACUGAUCCACCGGCUAGUGACACUACUGGAAUUUACUAG